Molecule: messenger RNA, 807 nt
Organism: Drepanopeziza brunnea f. sp. 'multigermtubi' MB_m1
Lineage: Eukaryota; Fungi; Ascomycota; Leotiomycetes; Helotiales; Drepanopezizaceae
Molecular function (GO): hydrolase activity, acting on ester bonds
Source: RefSeq, a predicted model, not a curated record
AUGAAGUCCGUAUUUAUCGUCCCGGCCUUGCUGGCUGUCCUCGCUUCCGCGGCUCCAUCAGAGGAGCUCACAAAGCGUUAUGCCACGUCGGAGCCCACGGUGUAUCUGGCCGGUGACUCGACCAUGGCCAAGGCACGCAGUAGCUCCCCCACUACAGGCUGGGGCCAAUUCUUCUCCAAAUACCUAGAGGGCAUCGAGGUCGUGAACAGGGCCAUCGGGGGCCGCUCCGCCCGGUCGUUCACCAGGGAGGGCCGAUUCGACGAGAUACUCAAGGUGGUCAAGCCCGGUGACUUUGUCAUCAUCUCCUUCGGCCACAACGACGUGGGCUCGCCCCGGAAAAACGACAACGGGCGAUCGGCCUGCGGCGGCUCCGGCGACGAGACGUGUAUCUCGGACAAGGAUGGUGAGGUCGUCCAGACCUACCCGACCUACAUGCGAGAGGCGGGCAAGAAGAUGAUCGAUGCGGGCGCGAGGGUCAUCAUCUCCUCGCCCACGCCCAAGAACAUCUGCCAGUCCGGCAAGUGCGAGUACACGCCGACCCGCUUCACCGACCUGAGCAAGCAGGUCGUGGAGAGCCUCGGGGAGGCCGCCAGCUUCAUCGACCACGGCCAGUACGUGGCCAACGAGUUCAUGCGCCUGGGGAAGGAGAAGGUCGACGUGUUCUACCCCGUCGACUACACUCACCCGAGCCCAGACGGCAGCAAACUCAUCGCCGAGCUGUACGUCAAGGCGGUGCUGUGCUCCAAGGGCGUCAUGGCGCCGUUCGUCAGCGUCGACGAGUCGAGCCUUCCCGGCGAGUGUAUCUAA